AUGGGUCGAACGAAGCCAUCGCUCGGUGUUCCGCCAGCAGCUUACCGCAAAGACGCACGAGCAAAAAGAGCGAGACAGACGUCCAACAAGGACAUACCAGCACUAUUACAGGCCUAUCCUCGAGCAAAAAAAGGCGUUGAAUCUUCAGAACUCAUCGUGAAUCCACCUCCGGUUGAUAGUACUAACCAGAAGGUAUCACUCAAGCACGAGAACGACGCACAAGCAGAUCCAAGCACGAUAGACGGUUCCGAAGCUCCUACCACACCUGCCGUGAAGGUAAAUGUAUGUGUCGCAGACACUUUCCAAGCAGCAGCAGACUUCGCUCAAGCCAGCCAAUCUCCAAGCUUGAAGAGAGGCAAGCUUGCCGUUCUGAACAUGGCCUCACCCCUACGAGCAGGCGGCGGCUUCCUCAACGGCGCAACUGCCCAAGAAGAAACUCUAUGCAUGCGAAGCACCCUAUAUCCCUCGCUGCGAGAUGAGUUUUACCGUCUGCCCGAGGUAGGCGGCAUAUGGACCCCCGACGUCCUCGUCUUUCGUUCUCACCAUGAAGGUGCGCCGGACCUACCGAAGAACGAUCGAUUCUUCGUGAACGUGAUAUCCUCCGCUAUGCUGCGCUUUCCGGACCUCGAAGAGGACGAUGAAGGUGAGAAGUGCUAUGCAGAGCCAGAGGAUCGUAAAAUUGCCGAGCAGAAGAUUAGAGCAGUCAUGAGGAUUGCGAAAAGCAAGGGCGCGAAGAGGCUCGUGUUGUCAGCGUGGGGAUGUGGAGCUUUCAAGAACCCUGUUGGUGAGACUGCGAGGAUCUGGAAGAAAGUGCUUCUUGGUGGGAAAUCUUCAGGCAAGGCGUCGGCCGUUGAGGAAUGGGGUGACAUGGAUAUUGUAUUCGCCAUCAAAGAGCGAGCCAUGGCUGAUACUUUCGCACGUAAUUUUGGCGUAGACCUGGUUGUGCCAAUGGAUGAUGGUCCUGACGGCGAUCAAGCUGGCAAGAGUGGUGAUCAUGACGAAGACGGUGCAACUGAGCUGCAGGCUAAAAUCGGUGAGUUGGAGGCUCAGAUAGCCUCUGCUCGGGAUCCAGGCUUGAAGAAUCGUUUGACAACGAUCGUGACCAAGCUAAGAAACGACGAAGAUGGUCGGUAA
Messenger RNA from Lithohypha guttulata, 1134 nucleotides. RefSeq lists its product as uncharacterized. Lineage: Eukaryota; Fungi; Ascomycota; Eurotiomycetes; Chaetothyriales; Trichomeriaceae. The coding region runs from base 1 to 1134 and encodes 377 amino acids. The record is from RefSeq and is a predicted model, not a curated record. The transcript has a single exon.